Molecule: messenger RNA, 784 nt
Organism: Thalassophryne amazonica
Lineage: Eukaryota; Metazoa; Chordata; Actinopteri; Batrachoidiformes; Batrachoididae
Product: uridine phosphorylase 2-like
Biological process (GO): nucleotide catabolic process; uridine catabolic process
Cellular component (GO): cytosol; cytoplasm
Molecular function (GO): uridine phosphorylase activity
Source: RefSeq, a predicted model, not a curated record
AUGAUUGAUAUUCAAGAAGACUUGAGGCUAUAUUCAUACAUCACUUUUGUUUUGAGCUUGAUCUUUCUAUUUCAGCAUGGGAUGGGUGUUCCUUCCAUCUCCAUCAUGUUGCAUGAGCUCAUCAAACUGCUGUACCAUGCAAAGUGUCAGGGUGUGGUCCUCUUUCGCCUGGGAACAUCUGGUGGACUUGGUCUACCUCCAGGGACAGUGGUGAUCACUGAUAAAGCAGUGGACCACUCUUUCCAGCCUCAGUUUGAACAGGUGGUUCUGGGUAAGGUUAUCACCCGGAGCACUGAGCUGGAUGAAGGCGUGGCCAGUGACCUUCUGCAGUGCUCCUCUGAGCUCCAAAACAUACCGUCAGUCAUCGGAAACACCAUGUGCACCCAUGACUUCUAUGAAGGUCAAGGCCGACUCGAUGGGGCGCUGUGCUCCUUUUCUCCUGAAGAAAAACUGGAAUAUCUGAGGAAGGCUUACGAGGCUGGAGUUAGGAACAUUGAAAUGGAGUCUGCGGUUUUUGCUGCUAUGUGCCGUGUUUGUAGUCUCAAAGCGGCUGUGAUCUGCGUAACAUUGCUGGAUCGCUUUGAGGGAGACCAGAUCACUGUACCUCAUGAUGUCCUGCUGGAGUACCAGCACCGAUCUCAGGCACUGGUGUCCCACUUUAUCAAGAAACACCUGGGAUAUAUCGUCUAAAAAUCUCUCUCAUCCUUUCCAAGCCCCCCCAUCCUAAAAGAAGUGUAUAUUACCUUGUAGAUAUGUACAUACUGUAUCUGUCAUGUUGAUAUAU